This is a messenger RNA of Sesamum indicum (sesame), 815 nucleotides long. RefSeq names its product small ribosomal subunit protein eS12. Gene Ontology annotation, biological process: translation. Gene Ontology annotation, molecular function: structural constituent of ribosome. The record is from RefSeq and is a predicted model, not a curated record. Lineage: Eukaryota; Viridiplantae; Streptophyta; Magnoliopsida; Lamiales; Pedaliaceae. Gene Ontology annotation, cellular component: ribosome.
GAAGGUUAGGGUUUAUGCCCAGCCCCCUGACACUGUAUAAAAUGCAUUCGCCAACUUCGCUCCUUCCACCACUCCAACCACUCUCCUCCGCAGCGCCGCCGCCAAUCUACCACCAGCUGGUCAGAAGCUCCGAGGUUGACAUCUGGAAGGAAAAUGUCUGGUGAAGAUGCUCCUGUUGCAGAGGCUCCAGCCCCAGCUCUUGGGGAGCCUAUGGAUAUCAUGACUGCUUUGCAGCUAGUCCUGAGGAAGUCACGGGCUCAUGGUGGCCUUGCUCGAGGUCUUCAUGAGGCUGCCAAGGUUAUUGAGAAGCAUGCUGCUCAGCUUUGUGUUUUGGCAGAGGAUUGUGACCAGGCAGAUUAUGUUAAAUUGGUGAAAGCUCUAUGUGCUGAUCACAAUGUUAGCUUGAUAACAGUGCCUAGUGCUAAAACUCUUGGCGAGUGGGCUGGACUCUGUAAGAUCGACUCCGAAGGAAAAGCAAGGAAGGUGGUUGGUUGCGCUUGUGUUGUUGUGAAGGAUUACGGGGAAGAAAGUGAGGGCCUUCAUAUUGUUCAAGAGUAUGUGAAAUCCCAUUAGAUGGAUUCAGCAUGAAGACCCCUUGUUAUAGAGAGCAUUUUUGGUUUGGAUUCUGUUUAACCAGUCUCAGAUUUUGCUGUGUUUAGUAAUCUUUCCUAGUUAUCGAGGGGACUUGAAGACUCUUAUGUACGAAUAUGCUCAUUUUUGUCAAAUUUUCUUGAAUCCUGUUGUAUUACUAUUAAGUGUUGAAUUGAAAUGAUUAUUCCUAGUGAUUUAAACUAACUAUGUGAAUGCCCUUAAAA